CAAUGGAGGUGGAGAAAGAGACCGUCAGACAGAGCGAGCGAGCGAGUGAGCGAGGCAGAGAGAGGCAGAGAGUGAGUUGUGCAAUGCUGCCUGUGAAGUUACUUUCGCUUUCAGUCACCCAGCGUGAGCGUGAGGAGUGAGCUCUGAGGAGAGAGCUGUGUCAGAGAAAGAGACGAAAUAGAAAAGAGCACACGGCACAGAGCCUGAAAGCGGACACCACCGAGGGAAGAGGCAGUUCUAGGGGUCUUGUCAGGAAGGACAGCACGUGGGGGUCCCAAAAACCAAGAAAUAAAGGAGAAGGAUAGGGAGGGUGAGAACAGUUGGAACCACCACAGAAGUGGGGAAAUGUGCUGAUAAGCCCUGGUGUUUAUUCAACCCUGGAGACACGGAGACCUGAGGAGAUGAUCUACAAAGUUUUUCUCCUGUCCUUGCUGCUUGUGGUCGAGAUCAGAGGAAAGGACCACCAGUCAGUAAGAGGGCUGCAGAAGAACAUCAAUGCCGAGAUACCUGUCUUUCGAACGAUUUUUCCCAAGGAUUACCAAACUGUUCACCACUACAGUGACAGCUUGUUGUGCUCUGGAGAUGAGGCUCGGUGUUGUUUGCUGCGUGCCAUCUACCUUCUCAGCACUGACUGGAGGACUGUACUUUCAAAUCUCUGGCCGGAGCACACACAAGUGUCAUUCAUUACUAUUAUUUCGAGGGACCUUGAAAAGAUCAGCAAAGAGUACUUCAUUGAAGAUGACCUGGACCCACAUGAGUUCACCUCCAGUUCUUCCAGCGUGGAAAACCUGAUGAACGUUUCCCACCACCUCUUGGAUCUCUGGCUCAAUAUGACAAAAGACACUAGCCGGAAUUGCCACUUUUAUAACAACGAAGAAAAUCAGCUUCAUCAUUCAACUAUUCUUCCCCGUUCAAAGGAGCAUAUGAAUAGCAUGCAGUCCAGGCAUGGGAAGAGAUGGGACUCUCCUCCAGUUGCAGGGAAGGCAACGGACUUGACAAAGAGACUUGAAAUUGUAAUCAUGCUGGUUUCAGCAGUGCUGUCUGGCACAAUACUGGUACACUGACUGCAGCCAAAACGCGGGAGGUUUCGCCCAACAGCUGGUCUGUGGUGACUCCCCCUCACGGCACUUUAGAGAGACCACAUUGUUUGACAAGCACUUUGCAUGGCCUUAGAAGAGUUGCAUCAAAUGAAACUGGAGUGAACAUCAUCUUACCAUGGAGGUCUCAGCUCUGCUCACCCUUGCAAGCUGUACAGAUAAAGCUUAAGCAGCUCCAUGGCACUUAUUAACAACGGAGUGGCAUCUUCUUUAAUAUUUUAGCCAGCAAGCUCCUUCGGACUAUUGGGUUGGUGGUGAUCUUCUGUGUUACUGUCGGAGACAUCAUCUCGGUACUAAAACAAGUUCAUGUGUUUCUGCCUUGAUGAAGGUGGAUUAUGCAUUUACUGCAAUGGGAAUUGAUAAAUAGAUGGUAAGGGAGAUAAUAUAUCCCACCAUCAAGUUCAAAAUCAAAUGUGAUCAGUUUCCAGAGGCCGGCAGCCACUUGAUACUACAGACUGCACUAUUUUAGUAUUUGCUUCCGUUCUGGAAGCCUUUGAUUGUUACACUUGUCACAUUGACUUGUCUUAUUGAUUAUUUUUUUUUUAUAUAUUAGACGCCUGUCGGUAUACAGUACCUUACAGUGUAUUGGCUCAAACAGACUAGUGGUUCUCAGGAAACCUGUAGUUACGCCAACUGAUCGAUUUAUCUUCCUGUUUCUCACCCUCACCCUCAGAUCUGUCUCAGUGUUUCUCAUUCUCCUGUAGACUUGUCUUUUUAAUUUUAGGCAGCAUUUUAAUCCAGUCCCUGCCUUGCACCCUUGUGUUGGCUGGGAUUGGCUCCCAGCAGACCCCCGUGAGGAUAUAGCGGGUUGGGUAAUGGAUGGAUGGAUUUUAAUCCAGCUUCAUUUACUGAGUCCUGGAAGCCUUUCGCUCCUCUGUCUGAUAUUACGGUCAGACUCGGAUCGAUGUUUCUCAAAAUCCGGAAGUUUUAAGCUCCGAGUGAGUCAACAGUCUUACUGUCUCUCAGAUGCCUUUAGUUUCAUAGUCUUGUGGGUUGCGAUCCUACAGUUAAUCCAUCCCAUCGACUGAUUUCAUUGAUUUCUACAAGGGUGUAGCCUCGCCAUUCCAAAGAGUGGUUACUCAGAAGCCUGUAGGUACCCCAACCCACACACUCUUCUUCUGAAUUUGAUGCUUGGGGGCUUACCGUUUUCUUGAACAUUGAUUCUCAGAAGCCUGUAACCACACCAUGCAACAAUCUGAUAUCAUUGAUUCUUAGAUGCCUGUAGGCCCAAAGUCCAAUUGGCUCUGCACAUUGAUUAUCUGAAGCCAUUCCAUAGACUGGAUACAUUGGUAGUCUGCAGCGUGUGCUUUGGACUCAUCAUAUUGAUUUAUUGAACUUUAGACAUCUGUAGCUUUUGUUUCCCCUGGACAUUGACUGUCGGAUGCCAUAAGCUCAUCCUUCCAUAGUUUGGGCACACAAAUUGUCUAAAUCUAUGAGGCCCUCUGUCCCAUAGACUGGACAUAUUGGCUCUCUGAUGUCUGUAGGCCCACUGCCCCACAGACUGGGCGUGCUGGUUCACAGAAGCAUUUAGACAGACCAUCCAAGACACUCUUCUUCCUGAUAAUUGAAUUUUAGACAACUGUAGCUCUAGUCUUCCUUGCGCUGGACACAGUGGUCCUCUGAAGACUGUAGAAUUAGAGUUACAUGUUCCUAUCACAUACCCUUUUUUCUGUUUUGUGAUUCCCUCUCACAUUUUAGGUCUCCUAAUUUGUUGUCCACAAUGUAAGCUGUCUUGUUUAGCCCAGUCAAGCCUCAGUGUUAUUAGACAUCUGUUGCUUUAGUCAGUCAUUGGUCCUCUAAUGCCUGAAGACACACCAUCCCAUAGGCCCAUCUUAUUGAUUUUCUGAUCAUUCAGAGCCUUUAGUUCUGGUCUCCUCAGGACUGAGCUAAUUGGUUCCCUUUAGCCUGUAGGUCCACCUUCCCAUACACUGGCCAUAUGAGUUCUCAGAAGCUUGUAGGACCCCCUUCCCUUUAGUCUGGACACAUUGAUCGUCUGAAGCCUGGAGCCUCACCAGCCCAUAGACUUGUCAUGUUGAUUGUUAGACAUGUUGCACAGACUAGGCCCAUUGGUUUUCCCUUCCAUAUAGGCAGACCCUCCUAGAAGCUCAUCAUAUUGCUCAUUGGACAUCUUAACCUCUGGAUGGGUUCACUGGUUCUCCAAAGCCCGUAGGCCACAUUGCUUGUCUGAAGCCACUCCAUCCCAUAGACCCAUCUUAUUAUUUAUUGAUGAUUUGAACCCUUUAGCUCUAGUGUCCACUGGGUGGACUCGCUGGUUUCCUGAAGCCUGUUGGUCUGCUAUCAUAUAGACUCUCCUCACUGCUUCUCUUAAGCGUCUAGCCCCUCCGUCCCAUGGGCUCAGCUUAUUGAUUAUUGAUUAUUUGUGACCUUUAGCUUUAAUCUUCUUUGUUGUGGGCUCACUUGUUCACAGGGGUGAACCUACAACUUCCCAUAGAUUAGUCAAAUCUUCUAAGACUACGCGUUUCUUUCUUCUGGGCAGGACUCUCAUAUUUCUUUACCUUUAAGGGCACCGAGCGGUGAUAUUCUCAAUUUUACUUGCUUAAUGCCUGCGGGAUUUAAUUUUUGGCUCAGUUUCACAUACUUUAAAUUGUAUUUAACAGCGAGAUUGCCAGUACAAGUCUGGGGCGCUUCUGUCUAAUGACAUUCUUUUCAGUUGAUUAGGCAAACACACUAGAAAAACAUCUCUUAAUAAUAUUCUAAGAAAGAGUCGCGAUUUAAAAUAAAAGCAGGUGGUCUAGAAGCGUCACCUGCUCAUCUCCUUUACACGUCCAUUAGAGUCAUAUGCCGUUGUUCAUCUGCAUUUACACCAUUCUGUAUGUGCUACUUGUUUUAAAUGCUGUGCAUUUGUGAAAUUGCAUCGUUUGCUGUGUUGUUAAUAUUAAAAAGGGGCAUUUUGUGUCAAUUUGUAUUAAAUUUCUCCUAGUAAAACACA
Erpetoichthys calabaricus (reedfish) is the source of this 4047-nucleotide messenger RNA. RefSeq lists its product as uncharacterized. The record is from RefSeq and is a predicted model, not a curated record. The transcript is spliced from 5 exons. The coding region runs from base 402 to 1064 and encodes 220 amino acids. Lineage: Eukaryota; Metazoa; Chordata; Cladistia; Polypteriformes; Polypteridae.